AGGCAUGAUGAGGAGGCUGUGGUAGAUCAAGGUGGAACAAGUUCAAUUCUCAAUAUUCACUAUGAAAAAGAGGAGCUAGAAGGACACAGGACCUUGUAUGUUGGUGUGCGUAUGCCUCUGGGUAGACAAAGCCACCGACACCACAGGACCCAUGGAUCAAAGCACAAGAAGCGAGAGAAAGUGAAAGGUACCGGCCAGGAAGAAGGAAAGGACAAUCUCACUUAUGACACAAAGCCAAGAAGCUUGGCACAAUUGACAACAGGCCUUGGUCCACUCAGUUGCUCAUUUUUGUUGUCCUCCUCAGGUCAAAUGCUGUCCCCACAAUCUCUUCCGACUCAUCUUGAAGCUAAAAAUGGAGUCAACCAAGACAACGUAAAUUUUGAGUCAGGCAAGGUUGACCUCCACUUCAUGAAGAAGAUACCUACCGGAGCUGAAGCCUCUAAUGUCUUGGUUGGCGAGUUAGACUUCCUAAAAAGACCAAUUGUAGCUUUUGUGCGUCUUUCUCCAGCUAUUCUUCUCACAGGACUUACUGAGGUUCCAAUUCCUACCAGAUUCCUUUUCAUUUUGCUGGGACCGGUUGGCAAAGCUCAACAGUACCAUGAGAUUGGCAGGUCUAUGGCCACUAUAAUGACUGAUGAAAUAUUUCAUGAUGUUGCCUACAAAGCCAAGGAUCGGAGCGACCUACUUGCUGGGAUUGAUGAAUUUCUUGAUCAGGUGACUGUUUUGCCCCCAGGUGAAUGGGACCCUUCCAUCCGAAUUGAGCCACCAAAAAAUGUUCCAUCUCAGGAGAAACGGAAGCAGCCUGGCAUCCCAAAUGGUAAUGCUUGCCAUGUUGAGCCUGAGCCACAAGUGGGGCACAGUGGUCCUGAACUGCAGCGCACAGGAAGGCUGUUUGGAGGUUUGAUCCUUGAUGUCAAACGGAAGAUGCCCUGUUUCUGGAGUGAUUUUAGGGAUGCCUUCAGUUUACAGUGUGUGGCAUCCUUCCUGUUCCUGUACUGUGCCUGCAUGUCUCCUGUAAUCACAUUUGGUGGUCUCUUGGGCGAAGCAACAGAAGGACGCAUAAGUGCGAUUGAAUCUCUGUUUGGGGCUUCCAUGACAGGAAUAGCAUACUCUCUGUUUGCUGGACAACCUCUUACUAUUCUGGGCAGCACAGGUCCUGUGCUGGUGUUUGAAAAGAUUUUAUUCAAAUUCUGCAAGGACUACAAUUUAUCCUAUCUGUCCUUGAGAGCGAAUAUUGGACUUUGGACAUCUUUCCUGUGUAUCUUGCUUGUUGCCACUGAUGCAAGCUCUCUUGUUUGUUAUAUAACUCGUUUCACUGAGGAAGCAUUUGCUUCUCUCAUCUGCAUAAUCUUCAUCUAUGAAGCCCUGGAAAAGCUGAUCCAUUUGGGAGAAAUUUAUUCUUUCAACAUGCACACAAAUUUGGACCAACUUACUCAAUACUUCUGUAUAUGUACAGAGCCUCGUAAUCCUGACAACAGAACUCUAGAGUACUGGGAGAAGCACAAUAUUACAAGAUCAUCAGUUCCUUGGGCAAAUCUAACUGUCAGUGACUGUAGGACAUUUCAUGGUGAAUUUGUUGGUCCUUCGUGUGGACACCAUGGACCAUACACCCCAGAUGUCCUCUUCUGGUCUGUUAUACUAUUCUUUUCUACAUUUGCCCUGUCUGGAUUCCUCAAACAAUUUAAAACAAGUCACUAUUUUCCAACAAAGGUACGAUCAAUGAUAAGUGAUUUUGCGGUUUUCCUGACUAUCUUGUCCAUGGUUCUUAUUGACUAUGCCCUGGGAAUUCCAUCACCUAAGCUUCAAGUACCUAGUGUCUUUAAGCCAACAAGAGAUGAUCGUGGGUGGUUAAUUAACCCCAUAGGUCCAAAUCCCUGGUGGACAGUCAUUGCUGCCAUUAUCCCAGCUCUGCUAUGCACUAUUCUUAUUUUCAUGGACCAACAGAUUACUGCUGUUAUUAUAAACAGGAAGGAACACAAGCUGAAGAAAGGAUGUGGCUAUCACCUUGACCUCCUGAUGGUGGCUGUAAUGUUGGGUGUAUGUUCGGUUAUGGGACUCCCCUGGUUUGUAGCUGCAACUGUUCUCUCUAUCUCUCAUGUGAACAGUUUGAAGCUGGAGUCAGAAUGUUCAGCUCCUGGUGAACAGCCAAAGUUCCUUGGCAUUAGAGAACAACGGGUCACUGGUCUCAUGAUCUUUGUCCUUAUGGGGUGCUCUGUCUUUAUGACUGGUUUCUUAAAGUUUAUUCCGAUGCCAGUGCUUUAUGGAGUCUUUCUUUACAUGGGGGUCUCAUCACUGAAAGGAAUUCAGUUCUUUGAUCGUCUGCAACUAUUUGCGAUGCCAGCCAAGCACCAACCAGAUUUUAUCUACCUGCGUCAUGUGCCUCUGCGCAAAGUUCACCUUUUUACACUCAUACAGCUCACCUGUCUGGUCCUGCUAUGGGUCAUCAAAGCCUCACCUGCAGCAAUUGUCUUUCCUAUGAUGGUAUUAGCUCUAGUUUUUGUUAGAAAAUUGAUGGACCUUUGCUUUCUGAAGCGUGAGCUAAGCUGGCUUGAUGAUCUAAUGCCUGAAAGUAAGAAGAAAAAACUGGACGAUGCCAAAAAAGUCAAGGAGGAUGGGAUCGCAUUUUUUUUGGACUGUGGCCUGAAAACAAUGUACACUCCUUUAAAAAAGAAAAAGUACAAAAAGUUAUUUGCAGCUUGAGAAAGCGUGUGGGUUUAACUGAUGCAUAUGCACCAAAGUUACUUUUUGGGAACAUUGUGCUCAGACAAAGCAGUGCCACUGCAUAAGGACAACUCUGCCUAGCGACAGUCUUAUGAUUGGCUUUCCAAUUGGCACCAAUUGUUACAGUUUCAGGAGAGCUCAGCUUAGUUUCAACCUUCUGAUUGGACUGACUUAACCUAGAUCCUGUGAUGAAGAAUGAAAAUAAAAGACAACAAGUUCCAGAGGCUUCCAGGAUCAACACUCCUCUCUCUUUCUGUUCCCUUACUCUGAAAAAUUGCCUUCUCCAACUCUUCAUUAAAAGAGCAAGAAUAAACUACAUUCAGAGUUGCUGAAAAAGAUCAUUCUAAAACCCAAAGACAUUAAGAAAGACCCCAGGUCUGACCAAGCAAUCAAUGAACGAAAGACUGAUCAUUGCUGUGCAAAUAACAAGGCAUUAUUGAAGAAAGGAGAAGGAUUAUGCAACCAACUCAUCGGUUUCUAUGAUUUUGGACUGGUGAUAAAGAUCUGUGUUUCUCUGACAUUUUCCCCCUCCUGUAAUAAUAUUUGUGUUUGCUUUUCUUUGUGCAUCUGUUUGUGGAAAUUUUAA
Messenger RNA from Rhincodon typus (whale shark), 3307 nucleotides. Its product is annotated as electroneutral sodium bicarbonate exchanger 1-like. The record is from RefSeq and is a predicted model, not a curated record. Lineage: Eukaryota; Metazoa; Chordata; Chondrichthyes; Orectolobiformes; Rhincodontidae. Gene Ontology annotation, biological process: bicarbonate transport; monoatomic anion transport; transmembrane transport. The transcript is spliced from 20 exons. Gene Ontology annotation, molecular function: sodium:bicarbonate symporter activity; solute:inorganic anion antiporter activity; monoatomic anion transmembrane transporter activity. Bases 112 to 2700 code for a protein of 862 amino acids. Gene Ontology annotation, cellular component: plasma membrane.